AGUCAGAUAGCUGUUUGUUGACGUCACGAAACAUGUAUUUCCUAUGAUAAUAAGAUAGUGAAGAUGGUGGAAAUGUUUCUGAUUUAGUGCGAUGCUUGGAGAAAGGUUUGGUUGUUGUUGUUGUGUUUUUUGUAUGAAAUAUGUCCAAAAGUCAUAAUGGAAACAUUCCUUUGCCAAAUGGUUGGGAUAUUGCGUGUGAUUUCGAUGGGAAAAUAUAUUUUAUUGAUCAUAUCAACAAAGAAACAACUUGGCUGGACCCACGCGACAGACUAGUUAGGCCAAAUACAUUUGCGGAUUGUGUUGGAGAUGAACUUCCUUAUGGAUGGGAACAGUGUUAUGACUCAAAAGUUGGAUAUUACUAUGUUAAUCAUGUUACUCAAACCAAUCAAAUUGAAGAUCCACGACAACAGUACAGGCAGCUUCAAGAACAAAUGCUUAAAGACUAUCUUCUCACUGCCCAGGAAGACUUACUAGCAAAACAAGAAAUUUUUGACAUUAAACAACAAAGACUUCUUCAUGCUCAAGAUGAAUAUCAACACCUUCGUGAAGCCCUUCAGUGCCUUAGCACUUGUACAUCUAGUAGUAGUUUGUGUUCUAUGAGCUCCUUCUCAUCAGGUAGCAGUGGAAGAAAAUAUGAUCCCGAACUUCUUAAAGCUGAAGUUGCCCUUGCACACGAACGUGUGGCAAAACUUAAACAGGAACUGUCUCAGAUACGCACUGUGCUCCAUUACAAGGAGCAAGGACUCGAAACUUUAUCAGAUAUAUGUAUAUCAAUGAAGCUUACAAUCACUGAAACACAGUGUUUACAAAGAAUUGGGAGUGCUCAAGUGAGCCUUGCAGAUUUCAAUCCAGACCAGACACUUGCAAAAUGGUACAACAUUUUAAGUUUUCGUUUUAUGCAGUCAGAGUCUCUUUCUGAACGAAAUAAUCAGGUUUGUAAUCAGAAGAAAGCUAGAUGUAAGGCCAAGUGUGUACCCAUUCAGUCUGCUCUUCAUGGGCCAAGUGUGUACCCGUUCAGUCUGCUGUUCAUAGAUCAAGUAUGUACCCGUUCAGUCUGCUGUUCAUGGGCCAAGUAUGUACCCAUUCAGUCUGCUGUUCAUGGGCCAAGUAUGUACCCAUUCAGUCUGCUGUUCAUGGGCCAAGUGGCUCAUCUUGGUGCAAGACUUGCAGAGAUGGCCCGACUGAGGUUCCAAUACGAUGAAAAACGAAAGCAUAUCCAUAGGAUUCAGCAGGAGAUGGCAGACUUGGAGGAUAAGAUGGCUCCGGGGCAGCUUGAAUCUGAUAAAGAUAGGCUUUUGCUUAUCCAAGAGAAGGAACAGUUACUCCAGGAAUUGCGUAGUACUAACAUCACUGGUUGGAAUGAGAAUGCAGUUGCCUCCAUUCAGGAGCAUAUAUGUAAAUUACAAGAAGAUAUAUGCAAUGCUAAGGAGAUUUCGCAUAAAACAAUUGCAGAUCGGUUGAAACUUCAUGAAAAGAAGAAUUUUUUCAUUCAGGAGUUGAGUAAUGCUAUACAACAAAUAACAUUUUUAGAAACCAAGCUUAAAAACUUGUCUGCAAGUACUUUGUCCAUGUCAUCCAGUAGUUCCCUUGGUUCACUCAGUACCAGUUCACUGUCUGCAAGUAGUCUUAGUUUCACUGAUAUCUAUGGACUUCCGAAAUGCUCUGUUGAUCUGUCAGUACAAUGUCACAUUGGGCAAUUGAUGCAAGGAAGUAGCCAGAGCAUUGCUUCAUCUACAGGAGCAUUUGAAGUAUUGUCCUCUUCCCCACCACUUGGUCAAGGUAACAGUGGACCCUCUCUUUCUACACGUUCUUCUCUCUCUUCAAUAUCGCCCCCUAUGUCUCCUUAUGAACCUCAUCCUAACUGUGACCAUGCAUCUGCUCUUGCUGAAAGACAGCAGAGAUUAAAGAUUCUUGAAAGCCAGUUGGCCGAGUUGAGAUUAGAAUCUUCAUCAGUAGAAUCUCUUAAACCUAGUACCUCUCAGUUAAGAUCCCAUCAAAUACCUGAAGACUCUAUGAGAAGAAAUCAUAAUUGGUCAUAUUACUCUGUGCCUCAACAGAAUGUAGAAGGAACAAGCGAGAGCACUAUUAGUUAUCCUGUCUGUGAACCAGAAAUGGGAAGGUUCAACAUACAGUGUAGUGAACCAAAUAGUCAUGCUAGUGUUUCAGCUGCUGUAAGUGAAGAAUCUGUAGCAGGGGAUAGCGGUGUGUUUGAAGCAUCAGUAAAGAGGCUUCAAGUAGACAAACACAUAAAAGAGCAUAGUAUAGAAACAGCCCAAGUUCAGUUGAAACUAAGGUAUGCAAUAGAGGAUCAUUUGCUACAUGUAGGAAUUGAACGAGCAAGAAACCUUUCAGAACUGAACAUCCACGCAAACCACAAGAUUUGAGUACAACCCACACUC
Messenger RNA from Limulus polyphemus (Atlantic horseshoe crab), 2399 nucleotides. Its product is annotated as protein kibra-like. Gene Ontology annotation, biological process: regulation of DNA-templated transcription; negative regulation of organ growth; regulation of hippo signaling. The record is from RefSeq and is a predicted model, not a curated record. Gene Ontology annotation, molecular function: molecular adaptor activity; kinase binding. NCBI's taxonomy places the organism in Eukaryota, Metazoa, Arthropoda, Merostomata, Xiphosura, Limulidae. Gene Ontology annotation, cellular component: cytoplasm. The coding region runs from base 141 to 2384 and encodes 747 amino acids. The transcript is spliced from 14 exons.